Myripristis murdjan (pinecone soldierfish) is the source of this 3616-nucleotide messenger RNA. RefSeq names its product leucine rich repeat containing 1 (gene lrrc1). The coding region runs from base 576 to 2156 and encodes 526 amino acids. Gene Ontology annotation, biological process: neurotransmitter receptor transport postsynaptic membrane to endosome; establishment or maintenance of epithelial cell apical/basal polarity; neurotransmitter receptor transport, endosome to postsynaptic membrane. The transcript is spliced from 14 exons. Gene Ontology annotation, molecular function: protein kinase binding. Lineage: Eukaryota; Metazoa; Chordata; Actinopteri; Holocentriformes; Holocentridae. The record is from RefSeq and is a predicted model, not a curated record. Gene Ontology annotation, cellular component: adherens junction; basolateral plasma membrane; postsynaptic membrane.
GAGGAACCAUGGGAGGAGCAGCCGGGAAUGAUGACGUAGGAUUGGAAUGAGGGAGUGAAUGUUCCGGGUCAGAAACUGUACUGGAGAGGAAAUUAACUCCGGGACGAGAGACAGAGAGGGAGAGAGAGAGAGAGAGAGAGAGAGAAAAAAGAAACGAGAAAUGCAACCCUCUUCCAAACUGAGAUGUAGCCUUCGUUUUCUCGGCUAAAAGAGGGGCUUUAAAGCGGACACCCUGAGACAUUCCAGCGGCGACGCGACGGGAGCAGCGACACUAUCCAAAAAGACAAAACAAAACAAAAAACAGGUGCCUACAAACUAACCAAAGUGAGCCAACGACGGAGUGCAAUUCCCACAUUCGCCGCGACCCAAUGCUAGCUGGGUAGUGGGACUCACUUCACGGCUGGGUUUCGGUGUUUACUUGCCUCUGAGUUUUCGCCUCUCUGGUGUUGUUGGACGGUGAUUUUAGUUCAGGACUAUCCCGCCGUCGCUGCGCGUAAAGCCCGAGCAAUCUGUUGCAUCCUCUCCGCCUGUUUGUUUAUCACACGGGUACGAGAUUUAUUUCCAUCGCCCCCGUGAUGUUUCACUGUAUACCCCUGUGGCGGUGCAACCGUCAUGUUGAGAUGAUCGAUAAACGCCACUGCUCCCUGUUAUAUGUGCCCGAUGAGAUUUACCGCUACGGCCGGAGUUUGGAGGAGCUUUUACUGGAUGCCAACCAACUCCGGGACUUGCCUAAGCCAUUCUUCCAGUUGGUGAAGCUAAGAAAACUGGGUCUGAGUGACAAUGAGAUCCAGAGGCUGCCACCAGAAAUAGCCAACUUCAUGCAGUUGGUAGAGCUGGACGUCUCUCGAAACGAUAUAAUGGAAAUUCCAGAGAGCAUCUCGUACUGCAAAGCCCUCCAAGUGGCAGAUUUCAGUGGAAACCCAUUAACAAGAUUACCUGAGAGCUUUCCAGAGCUACGGAAUUUAACAUGCCUUUCCAUCAAUGAUAUUUCAUUGCAGGUCCUUCCGGAUAACAUCGGGAACCUCUCCAACUUGGUAUCACUAGAGCUCAGAGAGAAUCUGCUGACAUUCUUGCCAGAGUCACUAUCUCAGCUUCAUAGGCUCGAAGAGCUCGACCUAGGCAAUAAUGAGCUUUACAGUUUGCCACAGACAAUAGGCUGUCUUGUCAGCUUAAAGGACCUGUGGCUGGAUGGAAACCAGCUGGCUGAAAUACCUGCAGAGGUGGGCACUAUGAGGAGCCUGUUGUGCCUAGAUGUGUCCGAAAACAAACUGGAGCAUCUUCCAGAAGAGUUAGGAGGCUUGGGCUCACUCACUGACUUGCUAGUGUCCCAGAACCUCAUUGAUGCUAUACCAGAAAGCAUCGGAAAACUAGGAAAACUUUCAAUAUUGAAAGCUGAUCAAAAUAGGCUCACUCAUCUUCCAGAGAGCAUCGGCAACUGUGAAAGUCUCACUGAACUGGUACUCACAGAGAACCAGAUACAGAGUUUGCCAAGAAGUAUUGGGAAAUUGAAGCGGCUCUCCAACUUCAACUGUGACAGAAAUCAGCUAGCGUCAUUACCUAAGGAGAUUGGAGGGUGCGGCGGUCUUAACGUCUUCUGUGUGCGAGAAAACAGACUGACGAGGAUACCAUCAGAGCUGUCACAAGCCACAGAGCUGCAUGUGCUUGAUGUCUCUGGGAAUAGGCUCACCCACUUACCGAUGUCACUGACCACGCUACGGCUGAAGGCCCUGUGGUUGUCAGAGAACCAGUCGCAGCCUCUCCUCACCUUUCAGACAGACGAGGACCCUGACUCGGGGGAGAAGGUGCUCACCUGUGUGCUGCUGCCCCAGCAGCCAUAUGAAUCUGACAACAAAGGGUCUGAUAAUCUUGCCCGCUGCGGUGCCCUGGAGAGCCUGGUGAAUGACAUGAUGGAUGACGCCUGGGACAACAAAGCUUCAAACAGGAUCAGUGCCAUUCAUUUCCUGGAUGAUGAUGAGGAUGAGGAGGAUGAUGAGAAGAGAACACUGAUGCGCCGGGCCACGCCUCACCCCGGCGAGCUGAAGACGAUGAAGAAAGCGGCUGAGAACCUCCGCAACGACCUGAACGCUGCCAAAGGCCUGGACUCCAACAAAAACGAGGUCAAUAACGCUACAGACAGAGUGACCACGUCUGUGUGACUUUUACCUCAGAAAUGUUUUUACCUCCUGUGUCUCUUGCCGUGUCCUCCUGCACAGCCCCUCCGCCCCACCUCCUUUUUUCCUUUUUUUGAAUUACUUUCCUGUCUUUUUUUUUUUUUUUUUUUAAACCUACAAACCCGUGUGGCCUGCCCCUCCUCUGAUUAUACCCCGGGACACCAGUACCUUACUUCGUCUUCAGCCCUGUAUUAAAUGUCUUGGACUCAGUGUAGGGCCACUGUGCCUUCCUCUUUUUAAGUGAUUUCCACAGCAAUAAUCUGCACAGAUUUGCUCCUUUUUAAAUGAUAUUUUAAAGAUUUAUUACUUUUUUAAAACAACUUUUUAAAAAUUAUACAUUAGGUAGUUGCACUAUUAUUAUAAGUCUUUAUAAUAUGGUCAAAUCUUCUUAAAUGUAUUAUAUAUUUGUUCUAUAUCUAUUUUUAAAACACUGGGUGAAUAUUUUCUUUUUACAUUUUGGGCAAACAUUAAACCAGGAGUUUUUGGACCUACUGAUUAAGGAUUGUUGUAUAGUCAUUUGUGAAUAUUGAUACUUUUAUACUUUUGGCAGCUCAGAUGUAAAUAAAAAUGUAUAGCAAAUUUCUUAAUCAGUUGGAGAUUUUAAAGUUUUCCUUUGAACUUGGUACUUUUUUUUCUUUUUAAAAUUAAAGCAAUGAACAAAGUGCAGUCAAUAAUGUCUUAUUAAAACAAUUUAAUUGUCAUUGGGUGAGGAGACAGCCUUGAAUCUUCUUAUUGAUUAUUUGUUGAAACUUAUAAGUUAACCCUUGACUUAUUUCUAUUAUAAAUAGGUUUUGUCAGUCAACUAAUUUUGGACUCAAGAACUUAAUGUACAACACCUACCUUUUUAAUUAAUCGUCCUCAAUGCAAUUGUACAGAAGUGACAAGGCUGUCUUAUUUAUAUCUGCUGUGCUUCACUGCUUUGCAAUGUUUAUCAAAUAGAUGCCAAAAACAGCUGCAUUUUUAAAAAGUGUCUCCUUCUCCUUAAGAAACAGUACUGUAUACGAUAAAUAUUGGUCAGAAUGCGGUCCAGAUCACAAGGAUUGAAUCCUUUAAAAAUGCAGUUGUUAGAAGUUAUACUUCAAUGCACUUCUCAAAGUUUAUUCUUUUAUAUGGUACAAAAUUAAAAUUUGUUAUUUUGUUCUUAAUUUGAUUGCAAGAAGUGGAGCCUAGAGAUUGGUUCAGAUGUUGGUUUUAUAUUUUAAUUAUUUCCUGAUCAAACUGCACAAAACUCAGAUCUCAAAUAGGCAUUGACUCUGGGCCUAGAGAUUUGGAUGACUUUUAACCACUGAUCCAAUAAAAUGGGUGUAAAACUAAACAAACAUGUUCGUUAUUCCUUUAACAUUAUUAGUGGCAACCUUUAAGACCUGUCAUAGUGAACGCUGACUGUGGAGAGGAUGUUAGGAUACUGUCUGGCUAAAGGUAACAUUUCAGCUCUGUUGAACUUC